Molecule: messenger RNA, 1670 nt
Organism: Balaenoptera ricei (Rice's whale)
Lineage: Eukaryota; Metazoa; Chordata; Mammalia; Artiodactyla; Balaenopteridae
Gene: PRMT8
Product: protein arginine methyltransferase 8
Exons: 10
Coding region: 1-1185 (394 amino acids)
Biological process (GO): peptidyl-arginine methylation
Cellular component (GO): plasma membrane
Molecular function (GO): protein-arginine N-methyltransferase activity
Source: RefSeq, a predicted model, not a curated record
AUGGGCAUGAAACACUCCUCCCGCUGCCUGCUCCUAAGGAGGAAAAUGGCGGAGAACGCGGCCGAGAACACCGAGGUGAGCAGCCCACCCUCUCAGCCCCCGCAGCCCGUCGUCCCAGCCAAGCCUGUGCAGUGUGUCCACCAUGUGUCCACUCAGCCCAGCUGCCCGGGACGGGGCAAGAUGUCCAAGCUGCUGAACCCGGAGGAGAUGACCUCGCGGGACUAUUACUUCGACUCCUAUGCCCACUUUGGGAUCCACGAGGAGAUGCUGAAGGACGAGGUGCGGACGCUCACUUACCGGAAUUCCAUGUAUCACAACAAGCACGUGUUCAAGGACAAGGUCGUGCUGGACGUGGGGAGCGGCACUGGGAUCCUCUCCAUGUUUGCUGCCAAAGCAGGGGCCAAGAAGGUGUUCGGGAUUGAAUGCUCCAGUAUUUCUGACUACUCAGAGAAGAUCAUUAAGGCCAACCACUUGGACAACAUCAUCACCAUAUUCAAGGGGAAGGUGGAGGAGGUGGAGCUGCCCGUGGAGAAGGUGGACAUCAUCAUCAGCGAGUGGAUGGGCUACUGUCUGUUCUAUGAAUCGAUGCUCAACACCGUCAUCUUCGCCAGGGACAAGUGGCUGAAACCUGGAGGGCUUAUGUUUCCAGACCGGGCAGCAUUGUACGUGGUAGCAAUUGAGGACAGACAAUACAAGGACUUCAAAAUCCACUGGUGGGAGAAUGUCUAUGGCUUUGACAUGACCUGCAUCCGGGACGUUGCCAUGAAGGAGCCCCUGGUGGACAUCGUGGACCCAAAGCAAGUGGUGACCAAUGCCUGUUUAAUAAAGGAGGUGGACAUCUACACGGUGAAGACGGAGGAACUGUCCUUCACAUCCGCCUUCUGCCUGCAGAUACAGCGCAAUGACUACGUCCACGCCCUGGUCACCUAUUUCAAUAUCGAAUUUACCAAGUGCCACAAAAAAAUGGGGUUUUCCACAGCCCCUGACGCCCCCUACACCCACUGGAAGCAGACUGUCUUCUACUUGGAAGACUACCUCACUGUCCGGAGGGGGGAGGAGAUCUACGGGACCAUAUCCAUGAAGCCAAAUGCCAAAAACGUGCGAGACCUCGAUUUCACAGUAGACUUGGAUUUUAAGGGACAGCUGUGCGAAACAUCUGUAUCUAAUUGCUACAAAAUGCGUUAGCACACGUGGGAGGCUGCAGAGAGCGAGCGAGCACGGAAACUCACCUCCAUCUGAGGCGCCGCCACAAGGGACCCUGUUUGCAGGACUACACGCUCCCAACCGGAGUCUGACACUCUGCCCUUGAGAUUGGUGAACUCAGCCGGCCUCCUGAGGGCCCUGCCACUGGACAGAGGGCCUCCAGCUCCUCGGCUCUGCUCUGGGGGCCCUUCUCAGAGGCUCUGUCGUCCCGACAGAGAGCCACGGCCAGCGCGGCAGCCGGGCCCCGAUGGAGGAGUCCACGCGUGUCCCCAUCGUCCUCCUUAACCGUGACUCUCGGACCUUCAAGUUUUGCAUGCUGCAGGCAUCUAGGACAGAUCGCUUCACUAGACCCUGGAGACUAGCGUCUUUGAUAGCAUAAGGCAGACUCUGUGCGCGCGGCGGUGCGCGUGCGCGUGCGCGGACAGCAUACCUAUUAGUUCCUUUACCCGGCACGCUGGUAUGUGCUU